Messenger RNA from Trichomonas vaginalis G3, 390 nucleotides. RefSeq lists its product as uncharacterized. The record is from RefSeq and is a predicted model, not a curated record. The transcript has a single exon. Bases 1 to 390 code for a protein of 129 amino acids. Lineage: Eukaryota; Parabasalia; Trichomonadida; Trichomonadidae.
AUGACUGAAAUUGAAAAUUGGACUUCAUUACUAAGAAUAGAUAAUGAGAACGAGAAACUAGAUUUAGUUGAAAAGAUACUCCAAUUGCAAGAAAAGAACUUAGAAGCAGCAGAAUUAGAACUUAAAAAACUGAAGAUUAAAGCAAAUGUUAUUAAUACUCAACAAGUAUACCAUAAUCAAGAAAUGAAAAACUUAAAUAAUGAAUAUGCUGAGUUUCAGAAGGAUCUUGAUAAAAAUGGAGCAUUAACAGAAGAAGAAAAGUUAAUGAUAGAUAACGAAUAUCAAAAACAGAUCAAAACAAAGCUUGCUCAGUUAUAUGAAUGCGUUAAAGAAAGUAAUGAAUUCGAAAAUCGUAUACAAGCGUUAGAAAAAACUUUUGGUCCAAAAUAG